Messenger RNA from Strongylocentrotus purpuratus (purple sea urchin), 1745 nucleotides. RefSeq names its product pseudouridylate synthase 7 homolog. Lineage: Eukaryota; Metazoa; Echinodermata; Echinoidea; Camarodonta; Strongylocentrotidae. Gene Ontology annotation, molecular function: pseudouridine synthase activity; RNA binding. The transcript is spliced from 7 exons. The coding region runs from base 105 to 1151 and encodes 348 amino acids. The record is from RefSeq and is a predicted model, not a curated record. Gene Ontology annotation, biological process: pseudouridine synthesis. Gene Ontology annotation, cellular component: nucleus.
CAUCUACAAAUUAAGGCUUAAUUUUAAAGUCUAUGAUUUAUCACGCAUGUGUACGAGUUCGCGAAAGAGACCGCUAGCUAAGUUUGACAAAUUUGGACAUUACAAUGGCAGAUUCAACUACCGGUAAGCGAGAUGCUGCCAAACUUGAAGACGAAUCUCAGGAAAUAGGAUCCUCCGAUUCCAAGAAGAGGCCUAGAUCAGAGGAUCACGUAAGCAGCAGUUGCACAGAUUCUAUGAGAGGAGUUGUUACUUCUGGGCCUGACUGCGAGGUUGCAUCCUCUUCAUCUCAAUCGUCAAAGCCUGUGAGCAGUGCAGAGUAUGAAGCAAUGUCCUCUUGCUCCACAUCAUCAUCCUCCGGGAUGCAGUCUAUGGGUUGCCUAGCAACAGUGCCUCCUGACACGAUGACAUACAAAGCUGAGAGCUCAGUAGAAGUUGUGCAUCAAGAAGGAAUGGAAGAAGUAGCAGUUAAGGAAUCAUCUGAAGAAGACCAAGCUGGAGGAGCAGGAGACGGACAAGAAACUCCAUCAAGUGACAGGUCACAGAAGAAGCAAGUUCUUGUUGGACUGAAAGAGACAGAUGUAGGCAUUAUAGAGUAUAUGUCUGAUCAUGAAGGUGUUCCAGGAAUUAUUAAACAGAGGUACCGAGAUUUUCUUGUACAUGAGAUAGAUGAGCAGGGUCAGAUUGUUCGACUCACUGAUACAAAAAUCCCAGAGAAAAAGUCAAUUCUCCCGUUUGACCACAAUGAUGUUUUGACAAAAGAGGACCAAGAGAAGUUGUCUGCCCUAAAUGUAGGGCAAGACAAGAAAGCUGAAUAUACUUUCCAGGUCACAGACGAUAAAGAGCAGCGUACUAAAGUUCACCAAGCCAUUAGGCACCUGUUCCCGAAGCUUGAUAGCAACACAGUAGAUGAUGGGGACAAGAAAAUGGUCAGGGUGGUCAAGAGUAGUGGAGGUAAGCGAGGUAGAUGGCCAAAGGAGACACCUAAGUACUGUCGCUUUGUGCUCUUCAAGGAGAACAUGGAUCUCAAUGAAGCUCUCAAUAUUGUUGCAAAGUACCUCCACAUUGGACCUCAUCACUUCCAGUACGCAGGGUCAAAGGACAAAAGAGGGGUCACAGUUCAAGAAGUUACUGCUCACAGGUCAGUAAACUAAUCAUCCAGAAGACAUUUAUCAUUCUAUCAAAAAAUAUCAAUCUUUUCUUUCAGAAGAAUGGUCGAAAUAACCUGAUUAUUACAGUCAGACUUGUUUCGGUCAGAUUGAGCUAUCCUUGAAUUUCAGCCAAACCUUAUAGGACUUAUGUCUCUUGAUUCACAUUAGGACUUAAGUGAAAUGCUUGAAAGUGCAUAGAAUCAGGUCUUUAAGUGUGAUCUUGGAGUUGAUGAUUAAUCUACUUGAGACUACUAAACUACUUGUUAUUAUGAAACUGUUCAUUGAUGGUUCAUUAUAAAGAAGCCGGUAUUACUUGUUUAUAGUUGGGUCUGCCAAUGGUAAAGAAGAUUUCUAGGCACUAAAAAACCAGCUGUACAGAACUAUUUUUCUGUGGGUUACACAAAUUUGUGAAUUUGGAAAUUUCGACAUUCAGAAAUGUAGGCUGUAAUAUUAUUUAUUCUAUUUACUCAUUUAUUAUGUUUUCUUUAAAAAGCAGGGUAGUCUCCUACAGAACUACACAUAGGGGGCCUACUUCACAGGGGAACUCUGCUUUGAACAAAACAAUACAGCUUAAAAUAUAAAGCAAAGAAAAUACAU